UCGAAUCCACCCGCUUGCCGUCGGUAAUGGCGAUUCCGCGCCGCCUGCCCUGCCUCCCCGCUGUCGCCGUAGCCACCAGACGCUGGACCGCGAGCCUCGCCGUCUCCCAUGGUGGGACCGGCGCGAGGCCCUCGACGGCCGUCCUGGCCGCCGCCGCGACGGCAGCCGCGGCGGCGGGCCGCGCCUCCGAGUGCCAGUCGCUCCUCCUCCGCAUGUCGCGCCGCCGCGGCGCCUCCCGCCUCGACAUCGUGUCCUCCCUCCUCGCCUCCUCCCCGACCCCGCAGCCGCAGGUGUUCGACCUGCUCAUCCGCACCUACACCCAGUCCCGGAAGCCCCGGGAGGCAUUCGAGGCCUUCCGCCUCCUGCUCGACCGCCGCGUCCCCAUCCCCGCCGCCGCCUCCAACGCGCUCCUGGCCGCGCUCUCCCGCGCCGGCUGGCCCCACCUCACCGCGGACGCCUACCGCCUCCUCCUGUCCUCCGACUCCGAGGUAAACACCUACACGCUUAACAUCAUGGUCCACAGCCACUGUAAAGCCCUACAGUUCGAUAAGGUCGAUACCGUAAUCUCCGAGAUGGAGAAGAGAUGCGUGUUUCCGGAUGUGGUAACCCAUAAUGUGAUGAUUGAUGCUAGAUUUCGUGCUGGGGAUGUUGAGGCGGCGAUGGCACUGGUCGAUUCGAUGGUUAGUCAGGGGAUAAAGCCAGGAAUCUUGACGUAUAAUGCGGUGUUGAAGGGGUUAUGUAGGAAUGGAAGGUGGGAUAAAGCGAGGGAGGUGUUCAGGGCAAUGGACGAGUGUGGGGUGGCUCCCGAUGUUCGGAGCUUCAACAUGUUGAUUGGGGGAUUCUGUAGAGUUAAGGAGCCUGAUGAGGCGAUGAAAUUUUACAAGGAGAUGCGACGGCGUGGAGUCACGCCAGAUAUUGUGAGCUUUAGUUGCCUGAUUGGGUUGUUUGCAAGGAGGGGGAAGAUGGACCGUGCGGCAGCCUACUUGAGGGAGAUGAGAGAGUUUGGAUUGAUGCCUGAUGGUGUGAUUUACACAAUGGUCAUUGGUGGAUAUUGCAGGGCUGGGUCAAUGCUGGAGGCGCUGAGAGUUAGGGAUGAGAUGAUUGGCCGUGGAUGUUUGCCAGAUGUGGUAACUUACAAUACCUUGCUGAAUGGGCUUUGUAAAGAGCGUAGGUUGUCUGAAGCAGAGGAGCUUUUGACUGAGAUGAGGGAGAGAGGGGUUCCACCAGAUUUAUGCACCUUCACAACUUUAAUUCAUGGGUACUGUAGGGAGGGUAACAUAGAGAAGGCAUUGCAACUAUUUGAAAUGAUGCUGCACGAGCGUUUGACGCCAGACAUUGUGACAUACAACACUUUGAUUGAUGGAAUGUGCAGACAAGGUGAUCUGGGCAAAGCUAAUGAGCUAUGGGAUGAUAUGCAUUCUCGAGAAAUCUUCCCCAACCACAUUACCUACAGCAUCCUUAUAGACAGCCACUGUGAGAAGGGACAAGUGGAUGAUGCAUUUGGUUUUUUGGAUGAAAUGAUAAACAAGGGGGUUGUACCAAACAUCAUGACCUAUAAUUCCAUCAUUAAGGGUUACUGCCGGUCUGGAAAUGUAUUGAAGGGGCAACAAUUUUUGCAGAAGAUGAGGGAUGCCAAGGUGUUGCCUGAUUUAAUUACUUACAACACCCUAAUCCAUGGUUAUGUUAAAGAAGAGAAGAUGCAUGAAGCUUUUAAUUUGCUUAACAUGAUGGAGAAUGAAAAGGUUCAACCAGACAUUGUGACGUAUAAUAUGAUUAUAAAUGGAUUUUCUGUACAUGGUAAUAUGCAAGAAGCUGAUUGGGUUUACAAGAAAAUGGGUGCUAGAGGAAUUGAACCAGAUAGAUAUACAUACAUGUCCAUGAUAAAUGGUCAUGUUGCAGCUGGGAACUCCAAGGAGUCAUUUCAACUUCAUGAUGAGAUGCUUCAGAAAGGGUUUGCUCCUGAUGAUAAAUUCUGAGGGUAUUAUUUUCCUCAUACUGGAAUCUAAUUGAUGCUAUGGUUAAUUCAACAAUGAGAAAUGAAGGCAUUUUGCAGUUUGUUUAGAUUGUCAGGAUUUUUGCUCCAACAAGUAUUUAUAGACUUGAAGGUGGUUUGUGAUUUGGUACCAUCACACUGACCGUUGUAAUUUUCUGUAGGCAUCUGAUUAAAUUUUGGAGUAAAUUCCGUGGAAGUUUUCAUUAUUGGGUGGUCCAAGGGUAGCAAAAUUUCCACACAAGUGACCUCUCUAGAUGUGCUUUCUUCACCAAUGUGCAGAAAUAUUCUGUUAGGGCUCAGGAAGUGUGCUGUUGUUUUCUGGGCAUCGGAGGAUAGCAUGCUCUAAAUUUCUCAGGGUGAAUGCAAAUCACUUUUAGCAUGAACUAUUAACAUCACGCGAAACUGAUCAAAAGGGGAGAACUGAGCAUACAUAAAAAGGGCAAUCAAAAUUGGUGUACAAAGGAAGAAAUUAAACUGACUAGAGAGUGUAAAAUGUGCCCCUUCAAGCCUUACCCCCAAAAGAGCAAGGAAAAGAAUGAAAGAGAAACAGAGGUUAUGAGCACAAGGUUUUAUGCCAGGCUUUGAUGAAGUUAUGAGAAGUAGGUUUCUCUGCCGAGGCCGUGGUUGUAUGGAUUACCGGUCAACAUUUUGCACUUUGGACACAAAUCAUUUCUCUCCACCAUCACAAAAGUGAAAGAGGUGUGAAGAGGGAUACAUACGGACGAGUUGAACAAGCUUCUUGCCUGCUGGGCACGGCAGAUUACAGUUGAACAAAAUUUGUCUUAGGCAGAGUUUACAAAGAUCCUUGCAUGAUGCAUUUGCCAAGUUUGUAUUUGUAAAAUUGUUGUAUGUCCAAAGCAGCAGCAGGCUUCGUGCCGUUACCAAGGUUCGGUGAA
This is a messenger RNA of Triticum aestivum (bread wheat), 2889 nucleotides long. RefSeq names its product pentatricopeptide repeat-containing protein At5g01110. The record is from RefSeq and is a predicted model, not a curated record. The transcript has 4 exons. Lineage: Eukaryota; Viridiplantae; Streptophyta; Magnoliopsida; Poales; Poaceae. The coding region runs from base 27 to 1976 and encodes 649 amino acids. Gene Ontology annotation, molecular function: protein binding.